GUAAUGAAGUGCCGGGAGGCAUCACCGAGAACAAUUCAUUAUCCGCCGAAAAAUCCGUGAGUAACACACGUCAACGGCAUCCGAGUGACUAAAUAAUUCGUAAAUAAACGUUAUUUAUUUUAUUUAAUGUUAAUUCGGUGGUGUCUACUUGCAUUUUUAUUAUUCUACCAUUAAAAAGUACCGUCGUUUUUUUUUGGCCAUUCACAAAUACCCGGUCACUUAUGAAGGACAUUCAGUCAAAAAUGGAGACAAUGGAAGUUGCUGAGCCGAUAACGGCAAUAAAAGUAGAGGAGAACAACACGGAGAACAACGACAAAGAAUCAGCGGCAACGAACAAGAAGGUGCCAGUCGACGAGAUGACUUCACGUGACUAUUACUUCGACUCGUAUGCUCACUAUGGCAUCCAUGAGGAGAUGCUGAAGGACGAAGUGCGAACGAUAACCUAUCGUAACUCAAUGUAUCAUAAUAAGCAUUUAUUCAAAGAUAAAAUCGUGUUGGACAUUGGCUGCGGCACGGGAAUUUUGUCAAUGUUUGCUGCUAAAGCCGGCGCAGCUCGAGUAAUUGGUAUUGAAUGCUCCAACAUCGUCGAGUACGCGGAAAAAAUAGUUGAAGCCAAUCAACUGUCUCACAUAAUCACUAUUGUUAAGGGAAAAGUUGAGGAAGUCGUAUUGCCAGACGGUAUUGAAAAAGUCGACAUUAUUAUUUCCGAAUGGAUGGGCUAUUGUCUUUUCUACGAGUCGAUGUUGGACACGGUGCUCCAUGCGCGUGACAAAUGGCUAAAACCCGACGGCAUGCUUUUCCCCGAUAAAGCGACUCUAUUUAUUUGCGGUAUCGAGGAUCGUCAAUACAAAGACGAGAAAAUAAACUGGUGGGACGACGUCUACGGCUUUGACAUGAGCAGUAUUCGUAAGGUCGCAAUAAGUGAACCCCUCGUUGAUGUCGUGGACCCUAAACAAGUUGUCACGAACGCAUGUCUCAUCAAGGAGGUUGAUCUCUACACGGUCACAAAAGCAGAUCUUGAUUUCUCAUCUCCGUUUACUCUUCAAGUACGACGCAACGACUACGUUCAAGCUCUAGUCACAUUCUUCAACAUUGAAUUCACCAAGUGCCACAAACGUGUUGGGUUCAGCACAGCGCCGGAAGUUCAGUACACCCAUUGGAAGCAGACGGUCUUCUACUUUGACUCCUACAUGACGGUAAAACGCGGCGAGGAAAUUUACGGUGUAUUCUCGAUGAAACCGAACGCUAGGAAUUAUCGCGAUCUAGAUUUUAGUAUUGAGUUAGAUUUCAAAGGAGAGUUGUGCCAAAUUAACGAAACGAAUCAUUAUCGUAUGCGUUGAUUUAACCAUUGCUCUUCUUACGUGUCCUUAUUCGCUCUGUAAUCUUGCUGAUGAGUCAUAACAUCUUUUUUUGAAAUUGAUAGUGAGGAAGAGUAAAAUAAAAACAA
Messenger RNA from Microplitis mediator, 1447 nucleotides. RefSeq names its product protein arginine N-methyltransferase 1 (gene Art1). Bases 222 to 1340 code for a protein of 372 amino acids. Gene Ontology annotation, molecular function: protein-arginine N-methyltransferase activity. The transcript has 3 exons. Lineage: Eukaryota; Metazoa; Arthropoda; Insecta; Hymenoptera; Braconidae. The record is from RefSeq and is a predicted model, not a curated record. Gene Ontology annotation, biological process: peptidyl-arginine methylation. Gene Ontology annotation, cellular component: nucleus.